CGUUCGGCGGCGGCUGCGGAGCGAUGGCGGCGCCGCUGGCGGCUCCGGGCGGCGCCGGGGCCGGGCCCGGGGCCGGGGCGGCGCGGGGCGGGCGCGGGCCGGCGCUGCGGGAGGGGGCGCGGGUGUCGGCGCUGUGCCUGGCCUGGUACGGGCUGAGCGCCGGCGGUAACGUGGUGAACAAGCUGCUGCUCGGCGGCUUCCCGAGGCCCGUGACCGUGUCGCUGUUCCACAUCCUGGGGCUGUGCGGGCUCCUGCCGCCGCUGCUCCGCGCCUGGCGCGUCCCGCCCGCCGGCCCCGCGCAGCUGCCGCCCCGCGCCUACCCCCGCUACAUCCUCCCGCUCGCCUUCGGCAAGUACUUCGCCUCCGUGUCCGCGCACGUCUCGCUCUGGAGGGUCCCCGUGUCCUACGCGCACACAGUGAAAGCCACGAUGCCGAUCUGGGUGGUUCUGCUGUCGCGGAUCAUCAUGAAGGAAAAGCAGACGACAAAGGUGUACCUGUCUCUGAUCCCCAUCAUCACUGGUGUCCUGCUGGCCACGGUCACAGAGCUGUCCUUUGACAUGUGGGGCCUCAUCAGUGCACUUGCUGCUACUCUGUGCUUUUCACUUCAGAACAUCUUCUCAAAGAAGGUGUUGAGAGAUUCCCGAAUUCAUCACCUUCGGCUGCUGAACAUCCUCGGGUGCCAUGCUGUGUUCUUCAUGAUCCCAACCUGGGUUCUGGUGGAUCUUUCUUCCUUCUUGGUAGAGAAUGACUUGAGCACGAUGUCUCAUUGGUCCUGGACCUUGAUGCUGCUUAUAAUCAGUGGAUUCUGUAAUUUUGCUCAGAAUGUCAUUGCCUUCAGUAUCCUUAACCUGAUCAGCCCCCUCAGUUACUCUGUGGCCAACGCCACCAAGAGGAUCAUGGUGAUCACCGUGUCCCUGAUCAUGCUGCGCAACCCCGUCACCAGCACCAACGUCCUGGGCAUGAUGACAGCCAUCCUGGGGGUCUUCUUGUACAACAAGACAAAAUACGAUGCAAACCAAGAGGCAAAGAAGCAGCAGCUGCUCCCAGUCACCACUGGAGACUUGGUGAACUUGGAACGGCACCGAAACGCUCCUGAAAAGUCCCAGAAUGGACUGGCAGCCUUUGGGCAGCACGGAGACUUCCAGUACGGCCGCAGCAACGUCCUCACAGACCACUUCCAGUACAGCAGGCAGAACUAUCCAGCAUCCUACAACCUGAAUCGUUUUGAUAUUUAGGAUCCUGGCAGGUACAGACUGUGAUAUCAAAGUGUCCCCAGCAUUAUCAGAAAACUGUUAGUACAUCCAUGAAUGUCACGAAGCCAUUGAAGUGUGCAGGUUUGGCAGCAGGGCAGGUGCUUGUGGAGGGCAGUGGUGCAGGACCUGCAGCUGCUCCUGGGCAGAGCUUUAAACCUGGAACAGCCAGACCUGACACUGGAACCAAACCCACAGAGCAGAUUCUGGUGAGGUGCACGUGUCACUGCCCAGUGGAACAUCUGUCACUGCUCCUUUCAGAGUCUGCCAGCUCUUUGUUCUCUUGGCAGCUGAAUUCUGGCCAGUAUCUUGUUUCCAUGCUGGUAAUGUCACCUUUUACUUGUUCUCUAAUAACGGUUCAAUGAUACUUUUAAUGAAGCUUUCAGAAAGAAGUGAAAGCAAGGGGUACUUGUGCUUAUCAGGAUUGGCUGAGGUGGAUCAGCUGCAGGCAGGUAAACUCGAGUUCAUCUCCAGCAUCUGUGGAACUUCUGUGGAUAUUCACAGCUCUUGUGCCUCUGCCUUCAGUCCUGGAUGACAAACCAGAAGUGUUUCUGGAGGCAGUGGAAGGAUUGAUCUCUCCCAGAACUGCUUCAGGCACAGAAAAACUCAGUUCUCCAAAUCACUGGUCAAGGCAGAGAACAGCCAAGCCCAUUAAAAUCAUCAUUGUUUUCUGAAUCAUGUAGUCCUGUAACUCCAGACAUUGCUGUCCCUUGGCCAUGCAGGAAACUCCUUCACAAAUAAAAGUGUUUGGAAUAAUAUGAUUUUAUUUUUUUACUUGCUUCACACCUGCUCUUUCAAAAACUGUUUUGUUGCUUUAGAAAUUGAAAGGUGAAAGGUGUUUUGUUCUCAGUUUUAUGCAUAAGUUAUGCUCUCUUAUAUGAGUCAUAUAUUUUGAAUGCAUUGAUUUGAACAAUCAUCAUUAAUUGUUUCUUAAAUUUUUUUAGCCCCUAAUUGUUUGGGUUUCUAAAAUUUCUUAAUUACUGCUAUUGGAGUAGCUGUGUGGAUUUAGCCUGACUUCCAGUUCCUGCUGGAAGAAGUUAAAUUUUGUAUCCUGUGCUGUUCCUGCAACUCCCCCAGCUCGAAUAGGAAAUUCAAGAAAAAUGGUUUGAAGCAGCAGUAAAUAGAUAAUUUAUGGUUAAGAACUGAUUCAGUACAAAUUCUAGACAAGGUGAUUGUGUGUGUCAGGUACUGCAUUUGUGCAUGGAAGGGAUGAAACUUGGCUUUCACUCCUUUGAAUGAAAUUCCUUGGAAUGAAGUGAAACCCAGCUUGGAACUUGGGUUUCACCGAGUCAGAUUCUUCUGUCAUUGCUUUAGCAAAAGAUUUUAGGGGCCUUCUUUCCUUGCCAGACUGUUGUACAGUGAGACUUUGACAGCAUAAGUUUUAUGCUUUGAACCAGAGAGGUACCAGACACCAGUGAGAAAAUUCAGGGUGUGGCACAGAACACUCCUCUUAUUUAUUGCUUUACAAAUGACCAUUUCCAUGAUGUGAGAUGAUGAUUUGGCUCCUUUCUGGAUAAUAAAGAAUUUAUUUUUAAGUGCAAAAUCAAGCUGAUUUUAUUCUUUUGGCUGCUGGGGUGCUAGUUACAUGAACAGCCUUCCACCAGGGAGUCCAAAAGAGGAAAUGGUCCUUCUGAAACUUCAGAGAUGGGUUAAAAAUGCUGCUGUGUGUGAGCAGAACUUCUGGAGUUCAGUUCUGUCAGUCUGUGCAGGCUGACAACUUGGGCUUUUGGUAGAAAAUCUAAAUAAAUCUGUCCCUAACCCAGGUGAACAAGGUCAUGAGGAAACUUUCCUUCAGAUGGAAUUUCUUUUGCCUGUUCCAGUAUUAAUGUAUGUGUAAUUCCUUUUCAGGGGAAAGUGCCAAAUGUGUAUUUCUAGGUCUCACUUCCCAACAUUUCAGUGCUUUUACCUCCAAGUAACAAGGAUUUGGUGGACUCUGGAUUUGGAUUAGGUGCUGACUCUGCAAGAGACUGAUUUGAGGAUGAGAGAUUGAGGCUGAGAUUUUCAAGAGGGGCUGCAGUUCUGCAGCUGCUUUCAAAGGGAGCUGGCUGUGACCUGUUCAAUUCCUGCAAAUGUUGAAUUGUCUUUGUGCCUCAGUUUCCCUUUUGGAAAAUGGAAAUUGGGUAAUUAUUCUUCAGUAAAAAGUAGCAGUGGGGGCCCCAGAGAUAUCCAGGCACACUCUGAGUUCAUCUGUCCAUCCUCUGCCAUGUUCCUACAACCUCAGCUGCUACAGGGAGUAAAUAAAAACCAGGUCAGAGGCUUUGUUAAAUAUCUUCAGAUUUGUUUCCUGUUAAAGAACAUAACCAAACCUUUCCUGGCAAGUGUUUUCAGAGUAAGCUUGCCCUUGGCACGUUUUAUCUCAUCUUUUUCUGUAGUCUUGGCAGCAGGUGAGGGUUUCCUGUUCAGAACUGUCCCAAAUUCCAGUCUGGGCCUGUGGCUUCACUCCUGGCUCUGAAACAAAACUGCUGUGCUUGCAGGGACUGGCCCAAAAUGAGGAUAUCCCAUGAGGAUAAUGGGUCCAUUUAGGGCCCAGGGAGUGAAUCUCUUCCCUGGAGAGCUGCUGCAGGCCAGGUCUGUGGGCAGCAGGGAUGCCUGGGUGUGCUACAAGGAGGAAUUCAGAGUUGGGUGAGUUGGUUACAUGGGCUGGUUUUGCUGGAUCCCAAAUCCCAGUCCUUAAGCAAUAUUACCCACAUUCAGGGGAAGGAACUUCCUGACACUGCUGUAAGAAACAUCUGAAUCUUGGACCUCUGCAAGAUUUCUGUUUGUUUUAAGCUGGUUUGUAAUGAGGUGUGUUUGACUGUGUACACAGGUCUGUAGAAAGUACAGAAACACUGGAAUAAAGAGGGCAAAGUCCACACAA
Catharus ustulatus (Swainson's thrush) is the source of this 4107-nucleotide messenger RNA. It is a transcript of the gene SLC35E1, whose product is annotated as solute carrier family 35 member E1. The coding region runs from base 24 to 1235 and encodes 403 amino acids. Gene Ontology annotation, molecular function: antiporter activity. The transcript is spliced from 6 exons. Lineage: Eukaryota; Metazoa; Chordata; Aves; Passeriformes; Turdidae. Gene Ontology annotation, cellular component: Golgi apparatus. The record is from RefSeq and is a predicted model, not a curated record.